Humulus lupulus (European hop) is the source of this 868-nucleotide messenger RNA. RefSeq names its product glutaredoxin-C11. The record is from RefSeq and is a predicted model, not a curated record. The transcript has a single exon. Bases 245 to 556 code for a protein of 103 amino acids. NCBI's taxonomy places the organism in Eukaryota, Viridiplantae, Streptophyta, Magnoliopsida, Rosales, Cannabaceae.
GUGAUGCAAUCCCAGAAUCAACCAGAACCAAAGCCUCAAGCCUAAUCAUCACUACACUCAUACAAAAGACCUUGUUUUCCCUCUUUUAUCUGCACUAACUAGUAGUUUAAAGUGAUCUUCAUAGCCUUUUCUUAUAGUUGCAUUUGGUUACAUAUCUAUAUAUCUUAGAUAUAUAACUCUCCUUUAGUAUUAUAUUAACCAUACACACACACACAAAAAAAAAAAAAAAAGUUUUAGCUGAAAUAUGGACAAAGUAAGAGACUUGGCAUCACAAAGAGCUGCUGUGAUCUUCACCAGGAGCUCAUGCUAUAUGUGUCACACAGUGAAGGCACUCUUCUAUGAGCUUGGAGCGAGCCCGGCGAUCCAUGAGCUUGACCGCAAUGCCAAUGGGAAGGAGAUGGAGUGGGCUUUGCGCGAGCAGAUGGGGUGUAACCCUGCUGUCCCAGCUGUGUUUAUAGGAGGAAAGUUUGUUGGGUCAGCUAAAGAUAUUAUAUCUCUCCAUGUUGAUGGCUCUCUCAAGCAAAUGCUCAUUGAUGCUAGAGCCAUCUGGUUCUAGCUACUAUUACUACACAAUUAUACCAAUAAGGAUUAACAAAAAACAAAAGAUUACUACGUUAAUCUUAUAUGCUUAAUAGUUAAUAUAACGAGGGCUGUGUUUUUUGGCUCAAUUUUCUGGUGACUGUAUUUGAAAUGAAGCCAGAAAAUAUAAAUAUAGUAUGUGGAAAAAAACAACAUACAUAUAAAAAAUGUAGCCUUCUGUUUUCUGAGAUGAGAGUCUCAACAUGGAAAUAUAUAGUUUUACUUUUGUUAUGAAAUUUGAUCGGAAGUUUCUUAAUCUUAGAGUUUCAUGAAAGCUACUUGUGUGUAA